Molecule: messenger RNA, 5180 nt
Organism: Corticium candelabrum
Lineage: Eukaryota; Metazoa; Porifera; Homoscleromorpha; Homosclerophorida; Plakinidae
Exons: 10
Coding region: 224-4942 (1572 amino acids)
Biological process (GO): positive regulation of transcription by RNA polymerase II
Cellular component (GO): nucleus
Molecular function (GO): DNA 5-methylcytosine dioxygenase activity
Source: RefSeq, a predicted model, not a curated record
CCUGUUUGUCAUCGUCUGCUCUUUGACUGUUGGUGCCUGCCCAUUGUUCGUACAGUCAAUUCUAUAUUCCCGUCGUCACGUCAACUCACCGGUUAGCGCUCAUAGUGCGAGAAUAAACGGCGUAUGACAGAGACAGCGCUCACUCGUGGUUAUUGAAAUCCAGAUAUUCUGCGGUUUCGCUGAGUCUCUCACUGUCUUGGUGAUAAUGUCAAGUGUUUGAGUCAUGGAUCUAUGGCGUCCAAGUGACUGGAGCCGCUUGACUUCACCGUCUUGGGAUUUCCAGGCCACAAAUACGAGGCACGUACCUCCAACCAAACUGCCAAGUCACGAGACAAUCUCGCGAAAACGGCGACUCGUCAAUGAUCCGUUUGAUUCACGAGCAGACAAGCAUGAUGAUGAUGUUGAAGAUGAUGGCGUCUGUAGACGGUGGACGGGAGGUGUUCAAAAUCAGCCGACGUGGUCGCCUUCGACUCUGAUGCGUUCGUGGGGAGGCAACGCGACGAUUGCUACGGGAGUCGGAGGUCGUUUGUUGCCCUAUUUGCCGUCUCACCGUGUGGGUGUACACGUGGAGAUCGAGGAGAAAAAGGGCCGGACUAAGACCGGAGAUGAGGCUUGGAAAUUUACCCCCAACCGGAAAUUGUCAGAAAAGGAUGAAGCGGGGAGCCAUGUAGCAACCACUGAAAAGACUGAUGUGGAUGAUAGCAGUAGCAGGGGCAAUAGAGCGAAGCAGAACAAAUCAAGCAAUAUUAGGAAAAAGGUCGUACCAAAGGUUAUUUCAACUGUCUCUAAGCCAAAGAGGAAAACAUACAAACCUAGAGCUGCAGCAACAGGGAGUUCUCCUUUGAAAACAAGUAGACCCUCAGGAAUAGCUAGACUUCCUCCUUCUGCAAGAGAAAAUAUCCCUAAAUGUGGAUGUGAAGGGUCUGAUUAUGGGCCAUAUUACUCACACUUGGGUACGGCUUCCAACAAAGAUGAACUUCGUCAAAUGCUGCUAACUAGGUUUGGAUGCUCCCAAACUCAAUUGAGGAUGGUGGAGGUAACGUUUACUGGAAGGGAAGCACUAACCAAGCAAGGCUGCCCUACUGCUAAGUGGAUUAUCAGGCAAACUGGGCCUGAGGAGAAGUUUCUUGUUGUGUAUCGGACACGAGAGGGUCAUAAAUGCAGCACUGCACUUAUUGUCAUUAACAUUCUGGCGUGGAACGGACUUGAUUUCAUCAAGGCUACUCAUGCAUAUGACAAGUUGAGAACGAUGCUGUCUGAUUGUGGGAUGCCGACAGAGAGAAGAUGUAGCAAGAAUGAAAUGAAGACUUGCAGCUGCCAGGGCGAAGAUGUAUCUGAUUCCGGUGCGUCGUUUUCAUUUGGGUGCUCGUGGAGUUUGUUCUUCAAUGGCUGCAAGUUUGGUCGAAGCUAUAGUCCUAGAAAAUUCAAAUUGGCUAACCAAUCCAAGGAAUCUGAGUUGGAGGAUCUGAUGCAGGACCUUGCCACUGAGGUAUCUCCUAUGUAUGAAAUGUUGGCUCCUCAGGCAUAUGCAAACCAAGUCACAACUGAAGAUGUGGCAUCAGCUUGUCGGUUAGGGAAGAAACCUGGUCGGCCAUUUGCUUCUGUCACUGCCUGUUUAGAUUUCUCUGCUCAUAGUCAUUAUGACAGACAUAAUUUAGACAACGGAGCCACUGUAGUUGUUAGUUUACUCAGUAGUUGUCACAAGUCUUCAGUUGACAAUGAUGAGCAGCUUCAUGUUCUUCCUCUGUACAAGGCUACAUCAGUGUCAGAGAGAGAUCUACAAGGUCUCGAGCUGAACAAAAAGUAUGAGACAACAGAACUGGGUUCAAGCCCUAAGCAACCGGAAGUCAGUCAUGCACAACAGAGUGACGUGUCAACUAGUGGACAUGUAUGGGAUGCUGGCAUACCAUUAUUAUGUAAACAUGACUCUCAAGUGUCUGGGACUUCUUGUGGGAUGGAGAGUAGAGAGCAUCAUUUGUCUCCUGUGAACAGUGAUUCUUCUGGACUAGGAAGCAGUUUAGAUAGUGUUGGUAGUGUGUUACCAUCAUUUGAUGAGUCUGGUGUGCUGACUGACUUGCCAACAUUGGGGGGACUGUCAUAUGAUGACUAUGGCUAUGAUGGUGACACGUCACAGGCCGAGUGGACCGACAAUGCUCUCAGUCAAGAUGAGACUCUCUUUCCUGAAAUUUCGUUGAUUGGAUGUGUAGACAAUGUACUGAACGACAAGACUCCUCCUGCGUCUGGUGAUGGCUGCUCCAUGCAUCCUUCUGUAGAACCUUCUACUACAGAGCACAAGACAAAAGCGCUUUUGCUGCCAGAUGAUAAGUUGCCGGCUGAAGGUGUGGCUCUUGGUCUUACUCAUGGGUCCUUACUAAUUGAGUGCGCUAAGAAGGAGCUUCAUGCCACAACUGCUCUCAAAAGACCAAGUCGAUUAAACCCGAGUCGAAUCAGCCUUGUGUUUUAUCAGCAUAAAAGUCUUUCUUUGUCUAAUCAUGGAUGGGAAGAGGCAAAGGAGAAAGUGGCUGAAUGGCAGAAAAGGAAAGAGGCAAGACAACUGGCAAGCAACAGUAACAACAACAACAACAGCCAAGGUGACAGCAGUGUAAGUGACAGUCAUCGAUCAAGCACACGGACAGUGCACCCUGCAAAGUCUCUUUUUCCUUUGAAGAAACCACAAAAAGAGUCUUUCAUUGCUGUUCCUAUGGAGCGAACAUCCCUGCCUGAAAGUAAGUGGAUAUUGAGUGGACACGCCAAUAGCAACUUACGUAAUCUUGAACCUGGGUUGCCAACAUGUUAUCCCUUUCAUCCUUAUCAUGUUAAUUCAUUGGGUUAUCAUCCAGCAUAUUCUACUGCAUAUGCUCAAGUUCAACCUGCAGUUUACACAUCAACUCAACGUCCUGUUAACUUACCAGGUCGUCAUGUAGCUUACCCACUGGCUCAGUAUAGUGCUUUCCCUACAGCUCAGCUUAGUGAUUAUCCUAGAGCUCAGGCUGCUGCAUACCCGUCUGCUCAACCUGUUAGCACACCAGCACAGUCUCCUGUCAACUUGCCGGGUCAGACUACUGCCAGUUCACUAGCUCCACAAUAUUACUUGCCAGCUCAGUAUUCUGCCAAUUUAUCAAAUCAGCAAUUUGCGUACUCUCAAACUCAACAUCCCACCAACUUGCCUUUGCAACGUGUUGCUUAUUCUCAAGCUCAACCUUUUACCUACAUGCCAGUGAAGCCUGUUGUUUACUCUCCAACUCAACCUCUCUCCAGUGUGUCAAUGCCACCUGCUACUUCAUCUCUAACUCAACCUUCUGCCAAUGUGCCAGUGCAACAUGUUGCCUACUCUCCAACUCAAUCUUUCAACAACGUGUCAAUGCAGCCUUCACAUUCUUUAAGUCAACCUUUUGCCAAUGUGCAAGCGCAUUCUAUUGCUUACUCACCAGCUCAAUCGUCUGCUAAUGUUUCAGGGCAGCCAGUUGCUUACUCUCCAACCCAACCUUCAGGAAAUGUGUCAGUACAGCAUACUGCUUGCUCUCCAACUCAGCCACCUGCCAACUUCUUAGAUCAGUUGGUGGCGUACUCUCCUUCCCAGCCUGCUGCUUACACUGAUGCAACUCCGUCAUUUGCAAACUCACCAGUUCAACCAGUUGCCAGUCAGCAACUUCAGCAUACUUCCCACCCACCAGCUCAACCUUCUGGAUAUUUUUCGGUUCAGCCUUCUAGCUACUCCACAUUUCAAGAUGCUGCUUUUUCUACAUCUAAACCUGACAACUACCAAACAUUUCAGGCUCCUGUGUAUCAGCCAGUUUGUUCUACUGUGCACUCUUCAACUAAUAUGUCUGUUUACCAUACAGUUCACUCAACUUCAGACUCAUUGGUUGAGAAUUCUGCAUACACUUCAAAUUGUCCUAUUGGGCACAACAAUGUUCAUGUAACAACACCACAUGUGCAACAGAUGCCACUUCCUCUUCAUCCACCCGCUGGCCAUGACACGUCUGUGCUUCAGCAGACAAUUCGGUUAGGACUAAGACAAGAUGUUGGUGCUUAUCAACCUCCUAGUUCAGUGCAAAGAAGUGUACAGCAGUACAGUACGAGUCGUUAUUCUGACCUCAGCAUGUCUUCAGACACUGACUCAGGAAUGUCUGUUAGUGGUGGUAGUAAGCUUGGUGCUCUUGGAUAUAGAGAUCCUGUUCGACACAUUGAUUACUCACAAGUAUUCAACACAGCUGCCCAAGCAACAGCAAUGUCAUCGUUCUCAACGUCAGAAGAGACAACAUCAGAUGGUGACUUGUCACAUUAUGAAGGAAAUGUAUUGAGACAUCAACGACGAGGAGUAGAGAAUGGAUUUCAUAGUCAACGUAGCACCAUAGCUCAACAAACUGGAGAUAAUUCAUCUCAUUCACAAAUGCCAUUGUGGGCUCCCAAGUCCCAGUGGCCGAGAAGCUUUGCUAACCAUCGUCAGAGUACAAGCAGUUGGGAACAGCCACAUGAAGUCAUUAAUAGACUAGAUGACCACACUCAGUCAGAGUGUUUAUCUUCGUCUUCAAACUCACAAUUGCCUUGUUCAUAUGUAUCAACUCAUGUAGCUCAUAGACAGUCACCACAGCUUUAUGCUCAAAAUUCACAGUCUCCAACAUAUGCUGCAAGCAGAAAUGUGCAUGCAUCAAACAAUGUUACAGGAAACCCACCACCCUCCUACACAUCUCUAUUUUCCUCUACCAACGUGCUAUGUCAGCCUUCACACAGCUCUCCUCAUUCUACACUGCAACAACAGACACACAAUCCGUAUUCGUUCUGCUUUGUGCCAUCUGAUGCAAAUAAACUGAACCCUCGGAUGCCAGGAGAUGUUGUACCACUGAGGAAUGAUGUAGGAUCAUCAGUGACUGAUACAUAUUCGAAUUCAUGUCCUAAACCACCAUUUCGGUGCUCAAGUCAUGUUGCAUCAUAUUUGUAAAUCUAAUUUUAAAUCUAAUUUGUUUAUCACAAUAGUUGAAAGUUGUGCACGUUUUGAUUCUUGCAAUUGAUUUUAUUCUGUAAUAUGAAGAGCAGGCUUAUUGAUUAUUUUAGGUUUGAGCAUACAAAGUCAUUGAGAGUAAGUAGUGUAUCAUUCACUCUUACACUUGAUGAAAAUUUUAUCUUCAUAAUGCAACCUGUCAGUUUGAUGAGAAUAAUAAAGUGUAAACCGCACAACA